AUGAGCAGUAACGGGGAGAAGCCAUCGGGAAACGAGAACGACAAGAAGAAUCCCUCCAGCAUAGAGGACAGCCCGUCAGACGAUAAGAUAGAUGAUGGUUCAGCCUCGACGGGAAGCAAUAGCGGUGCGAUCACGGAAGAAUUGUCGCAGCCCGGAAGUAAACCCAGCUCCGUGGGCGCGACCGUCAGAGAAGAAACCCAGAAGCUGUUGGACCUAGCGGCACGCAGGGAAUGGGCCGUCGUGGACCAGCUGCUGAAGUCUUUGGAGAAGACUGUGCAGGGCGCUGGGAAGGAUGGCUUUAUCGUACCGCUCGCCGGUGUUUUGGACACGACGACAGGGAUGACACCGUUGAUGUACGCAGUGGAGGACAACCGAAUUUUUACAUUACGUCCGUGUAUACACGAGGCAUCUUACAAGACACAUUGUUCAACGGAUAGUUACAGACGGAAUGAAUCUCUUACGUGCGAUCGAAGUAACAAGUAUCAGUCCGAUUGGAGGCUCGUCCUCUUCAAGCUCACCUACGGCAUUUAUAUGUUGGUAUCGGUGGUGAUGCUUAUUAAUCUCCUAAUCGCCACAAUAAGCAAUAUCUACCAGCGAAUACAGGCGCAAUCGAACACCGAGUGGAAAUACGGACUGAGCAAGCUCAUUCAAAGAAUGAACAGCACGGAUCACCACCAAAAAAAAAAAUUCGUGGACAUUGGCUACGUAGUUCAACGUCGUUCUGUGGGCAUAGAGGCGCUAAAACCAGCUCAAUCGCCGGUCGCCCGUCGCAGCAGGCUGUCGCAUCACUCGCAGCUAAAUCGCGGGGCGGGCAUGGCCGCUCUCAGGAUCCUCUCUAGUCUCUGUUUCUACUCAAUUCUAGAUUUUUCUAACGAUAGUCACGAUGCAUGA
This is a messenger RNA of Wasmannia auropunctata (little fire ant), 891 nucleotides long. RefSeq lists its product as uncharacterized. The coding region runs from base 1 to 891 and encodes 296 amino acids. Gene Ontology annotation, biological process: GPI anchor biosynthetic process; calcium ion transmembrane transport. Lineage: Eukaryota; Metazoa; Arthropoda; Insecta; Hymenoptera; Formicidae. The record is from RefSeq and is a predicted model, not a curated record. Gene Ontology annotation, cellular component: glycosylphosphatidylinositol-N-acetylglucosaminyltransferase (GPI-GnT) complex; membrane. The transcript has 4 exons. Gene Ontology annotation, molecular function: calcium channel activity.